Molecule: messenger RNA, 881 nt
Organism: Racocetra fulgida
Lineage: Eukaryota; Fungi; Glomeromycota; Glomeromycetes; Diversisporales; Gigasporaceae
Source: the annotation of a GenBank genome assembly
AUCCAUCAAACGAACAUAAUAUAAAAUUAUUUGACCGAUCUAAAAAAUUGCCAAAAAUUAGUCAAUCAGAACAAACCAUAGCAACAGAAAGUGAAGAACUUUCAAACCAGUCAUCAGAUGACAUUGAAUCUGCCUCUUCUAUAUCAUUUAAAUGUUCAUUUCAAGAACAAGAUACAGUAAAAAAACAAAUAACUUGUGAUGUAGUUAUAAUUAAUUUAGAUAGAAAUGAAAAAAAUUGUGAUAAAAUUUUUAGUAUUACAACAUCAACUACACAUCUUGGUGAACAUCUCAAUGAAAUUCAUCGAAUUUUUUCUAAUCAGCAAUAUAGUAAAAAUUCAAAAAGACAAGCUACAGUAGAAUCGGAUAAAUCUACCCCAACUAUACCUUCAAUACUUUCAAAAGUAAACUCACAUAGCCCUGCUAAACAAAAAAAAUUAACUUACCAUUUGAUAUCAUGGAUUGUUAAAGAUUGCCAACCAUUGACUGUUGUAGAUAAAAAUGAAUUUCGUUUAUUCUAUCAAGAAAUGGAUCCCCACUUUAAAGUUUCCUGUUCAGCUUCAAUUAAAACUAAAAUAAGAGAAUCAGUACUAUUUGCUGAAGAACAAUUGCGGAGAUUAAUAUCUAAGACAAUGGAAUCUUUUUGCUUCAUCACAGAUAUAAUGCGACUUCUUGAAGUUCCUCAUAUUAGAUAUACUGCUCACACAAUUCAACUGGCCAUUAAGGAUAGUCUUAAUUUAUGUGAUGAUCUCUUAACUAAAGCCAAAAAACUAAAUAAUUGGUUAGUAAAACAGGAUAGAUAUCUAGAUGAUUCUGAACCUGAAUCAGAUGAUUCAUUUGAAUUCAUACUACCACAAUCAACAUCACAAGUACACUAUUGUUGA